AUGGUGACAUUCACGGCGUGCCGGAGCAAGCCGGAGCUGGUGUUGCCCGCGCGGGCGACGCCACGCGAGGUGAGGUCGCUGUCCGACGUCGACCGCCAGCCAAUACUACGAUCAUACACGACUGUCAUCGAAUUCUUCCGGUGCCUCGUCCCCGGAGGGGCGCCGGCGCAGCCGGCAAGUGCCCUCAAGGCCGGCCUGGCGGAGGCGCUGGUGCACUACUACCCCGUCGCCGGUCGCCUGCGGGAGCUCCCAGUCCCGCACGGGAAGAAGCUGGUGGUGGACUGCACGGCGGAGGGCGUGGUGUUCGUGGAGGCGCACGCCAACGUGCGGUUGGAGGAGUUCGCCAUGCCGCUGGUGCCACCGUACCCCUGCGUCGACGAGCUCGUGUGCGACGUGGGCGACGCUGGAGCUAUCGUCGGCAAGCCCUUGCUCUACUUGCAGAUGACGCAGCUUCGAUGCGGAGGCAUCGUCCUGGCGUUGACAAUGUGCCACAGCGUCGUGGAUGCCUUCGGUUUGGUCCAGAUCUUCAGAUGCAUCCUUGACCUUGCACGGGGUGAAGCACAGCCCGCCGUAUUGCCUUCGUGGGAGAGGCACCUUCUCACAUCUUCCUUCUCACCGGAGGCUGCCGCCAUGGCUGAGGAGGCAGCCCACGACGACUCCUCCGAGGCGCAGACAUCAUCAACGCCGGCACCACCACCACUGCCACUCGAUGAGGAAGAAAUGGUGACCCGAUCAUUCCUAUUCGGCCCAAGGGAGGUAGCCGUUCUAAGGAGCGGCGUGCCAGCGCGCCUCGGCCGAUCCUCCACCGUGUUCGAGCUCAUCACGGCGGCCGUGUGGCGGUGCCGGGCGGCAGCGCUGGAGCACGCGUCCCAUGACCGGGUAAGCGUCUGGUUCCUCUCAAACGCCCGCGGGAGCUGGAAGCGCGACCCGCCGCUCCCGACAGGGUUCUACGGCAACGCGCCCUUCAUCGCGAGGGCGGAGGCCGCCGCCGGCGAGCUGUGCGACGGUGGUCUCGCGCGCGCGGUCGAGCUCGUCCACGAGGCCAAGCUCCGCGUGACGGACGAACACGUGCGGUCGGUGCUGGACCUCAUGGCAAGGGGCGAGUACCGCGUGGAUCCGGACCUGGACCAGACGUUCCUGGUGUCGGACAUAACCCGCUGCGGGGACGACUCGCUGAACCUAGGUUGCUGGGCGGAGCGCGUCGGCGGCGGUGCGCCGGGCCUGGGUCCCGGCCAUGGCUUUGCCAGGAGCCCUCCGAGUUUUUUUAUGAGCUGUAAGGACGCCAAUGGCGACGUCUGUGUCGUGGUGCCCAUGUGCUUGCCGGAGACGGCGAUGGCGAGGUUCGCGUCUCAGAUCGCCGCCUUGACAAACGUUCCCAUCGCGAGGAGCUCGAUGUAG
Molecule: messenger RNA, 1398 nt
Organism: Hordeum vulgare subsp. vulgare (domesticated barley)
Lineage: Eukaryota; Viridiplantae; Streptophyta; Magnoliopsida; Poales; Poaceae
Product: acyl transferase 1-like
Exons: 2
Coding region: 1-1398 (465 amino acids)
Source: RefSeq, a predicted model, not a curated record